CGGGGCCUCGCACGGCGGCGGCGGCGGCUGGAGCGGCGGCCGCGGGGGCUGGACUGGGGCGGCCGCAGCUGCCCGGAGCCCGAUGGUGCGGGGCCGCGGCCAGGCCGCAGCAGGAGCCCGAGGCCCGGGCCGCCCCGGCUGACCGCGCGGGCCCGCGCUGCCCGGAGCCCCGCUGCCGCCCGUCGGUCCCCGCCGGGGCGCGGGCCGCCCGCCCGCCAUGGGGUCACUGUUCCGGAGCGAGCCCAUGUGCCUGGCGCAGCUCUUCCUGCAGUCGGGCACGGCCUACGAGUGCCUGAGCGCCCUGGGCGAGAAGGGCCUGGUCCAGUUCCGAGACCUCAACCAGAAUGUCAGUUCUUUCCAAAGAAAAUUUGUUGGUGAGGUGAAGCGGUGUGAGGAGCUGGAGCGGAUCCUGGCGUACCUGGUGCAGGAGAUUCACAGAGCUGACAUCCCGCUCCCCGAGGGCGAGACCAGCCCCCCUGCCCCGCCUCUGAAGCAGGUCCUGGAAAUGCAGGAGCAGCUGCAGAAGCUGGAGGUGGAGCUGAGGGAAGUCACGAGGAACAAGGAGAAGCUGAGGAAGAACUUGCUGGAGCUGAUCGAGUACACGCACAUGCUGCGGGUGACCAAGACCUUCGUGCGGCGGAACGUGGAGUUUGAGCCCACGUAUGAAGAAUUCCCCGCCUUGGACAGCGACUCCUUGCUGGACUACAGCUCUAUGCAGAGGCUGGGAGCGAAACUGGGAUUCGUGUCCGGCCUCAUCCACCAGGGGAAGGUGGAGGCGUUUGAGAGGAUGCUGUGGAGGGUCUGCAAAGGGUACACCAUCAUGACCUACGCAGAGCUGGACGAGUCCCUCGAGGACCCGGAAACGGGAGAAGUCAUCAAGUGGCACGUGUUCCUCAUCUCCUUCUGGGGCGAGCAGAUCGGCCACAAGGUGAAGAAGAUCUGUGACUGUUACCACUGCCACAUCUACCCGUACCCCAGCACCGCCGAGGAGCGCCGUGAGAUCCAGGAGGGGCUGAGCACCCGCAUCCAGGACCUGUACACGGUACUGCACAAAACCGAGGACUACCUCAGGCAGGUGCUGUGCAAGGCGGCCGAGUCAGUGUACAGCCGCGCCGUCCAGGUGAAGAAGAUGAAAGCCAUCUACCACAUGCUCAACAUGUGCAGCCUCGACGUGACCAACAAGUGCCUCAUCGCCGAGGUCUGGUGCCCCGAGGCCGACCUGCAGGGCCUGCGCCGUGCGCUGGAGGACGGCUCGAGAGAGAGCGGUGCUACCAUCACCUCAUUUAUGAACACGAUCCCGACGACAGAAACGCCCCCCACCCUGAUCCGCACCAACAAGUUCACCGAGGGCUUUCAGAACAUCGUGGACGCCUACGGCGUGGGCAGCUACCGGGAGGUGAACCCAGCUCUCUUCAGCAUCAUCACGUUCCCCUUCCUGUUCGCCGUGAUGUUCGGGGACUUCGGACACGGCUUCGUGAUGUUCUUGUUCGCCCUCCUGUUGGUGAUGAAUGAAAACCACCCCAGGCUGAGUCAGUCGCAGGAGAUCCUGGGCAUGUUCUUCAACGGCCGGUACAUCCUCCUGCUGAUGGGGCUGUUCUCGGUGUACACGGGCCUCAUCUACAACGACUGCUUCUCCAAGUCCGUCAACCUCUUCGGCUCUGGCUGGAACGUGUCUGCCAUGUACAGCGCCAGCCACGCCCCGGCGGAGCGCGGGAAAAUGGCGCUUUGGAAUGACAGCGUGGUCCGGCGCAGCCGCGUCCUGCAGCUGGACCCGAGCGUGCCCGGGGUGUUCCAGGGCCCUUACCCGCUGGGCAUCGAUCCUAUUUGGAACUUGGCCACAAAUCGCCUCACUUUCCUGAACUCUUUCAAAAUGAAAAUGUCUGUGAUUUUAGGAAUUAUCCACAUGACUUUUGGAGUCGUCCUGGGAAUAUUUAACCACCUGCAUUUCAGGAAGAAGUUCAACAUCUACCUGGUGUCGGUCCCCGAGCUGCUCUUCCUGCUCUGCAUGUUCGGGUACCUCGUCUUCAUGGUCAUCUACAAGUGGCUGGUCUACUCGGCGGAGACCUCCAGGGCGGCCCCCAGCAUCCUCAUCGAGUUCAUCAACAUGUUCCUGUUCCCCACCACGGCCACCAGCGGCCUGUACGCGGGCCAGCCCUCGUCAUCGUCAUCGUUGGUACUGGAAUCGCUCUGGGCCCAGGAGGCGGCCCUGGGCGUGCACUUGCUGAGCACGUGCAGCGGCUGCUGCUGGCCGUCACCGCGCUGUCCGUGCCCGUGCUCUUCCUGGGGAAGCCGCUCUUCCUGCUGUGGCUGCACAACGGGCGCAGCUGCUUCGGGGUCAGCAGGUGGGUACACGCUGGUCAGGAAGGACAGCGAGGAGGAGGUGUCUCUGAUGGGCAGCCAGGACAUAGAGGAGGGGAGCACCCCGCUGGAGGACGGCUGCAGGGAGGUGACCUGUGAAGAGUUUAACUUUGGAGAAAUAUUGAUGACCCAAGUGAUCCACUCCAUCGAGUACUGCCUGGGCUGCAUCUCCAACACCGCGUCCUACCUGCGGCUCUGGGCCCUCAGCCUGGCCCACGCACAGCUGUCCGACGUGCUGUGGGCCAUGCUGAUGCGCGUGGGCCUCCGCGUGGACAAGACCUACGGGGUCCUGCUGCUGCUCCCGGUGAUGGCGCUCUUCGCCGUGCUGACCAUCUUCAUCCUGCUGGUCAUGGAGGGGCUGUCUGCGUUCCUCCACGCCAUUCGCCUCCAUUGGGUGGAAUUUCAGAACAAGUUCUAUGUUGGUGCAGGCACCAAAUUUGUUCCUUUCUCAUUCAGACGACUUUCAUGGAAGUUCAGCGACGACAGGGCGUGACUGCAGCGCUGCAGCAGCCAGGCUUUCCCAUUGACGGAGAAUUAUCAUGUUGUAGAAAUUCACUUGUGUCCAAUUUACGAUCAGAAAAAUUCUGUCUUCAUUGAUUGCCUUAGGAUCUAGCCAAAUAAUUCUGUAAGAUAUACCUCUUCCUCACGUUAAAUAUUUUGUAAAGUUUAUCAAUUUAGAUACAUAAAUUUAUUCCCAUUUUCCUGAUGAGCAAAUAUAAGUUAAUGCCAAAAGUUACGUUAAACUUAUUUUUUAAAAUACAGGCUUGGGGGAGAGAAGCCCGCUUUGAGCGGCUAAUCGGAAACAGUCUUAGUACUUAAUUCCUUUUCACCUUAUUAAAACAACAGCAACAAAAAACAAAGAGUUAUUCUGUCACCCGAAGUCAGAGAAUAUUUUCCAACAGCUGAAUAAGUAUAGUUUUUUAAGAAGUUUAAUGACGGAUCAUCAAAAGACACAUUUAAUAUUCUGCUUGACCAGAGUAUGGGAACGUUUUUUAUUGUGUACUCCUGGGAUUACGAGGAGGAGGCGGUUUCUACAGUUUUGUCUUAAUUGGGGAAUGUGGGACAAAACCUGCAACAUGUUUAUUCCCCUGGUAUAUUUUUUUAAAGACUCUCGCCCUGUUCUUACGUCACUCCGGUUACGGGCUGUAUGUUUGGGAAGGAACGGCGUGCUGAGCCUGGCGACGCCGUGUGACUGUGGAAGAUGCAGUAGCGACAUGCCCUGGACUCAGGGACCCGCUUGGCGGGCGUUACUGAGCAGCAGGGGUCUCUCCUGAGCGGAGGAAAGGGAGAAAGUAGUCUUUUGUACACUUUCAUAACAAAAUGUAAAUCAGGAUGUUUUACCAUGAGGAGGUCGAACCUGCCCCGAGAACAGUACGUUGACCGUUUUUACCUCUGAGGCUGAUUCUAGUGAAGGUCGGACGGAGGCGCUUGGAGUUCACGCACACGCCGCACACUCCUUAGCUCGGCUGGAAGCUGGUUCUCGGCCGCUGAGUUGGAGUCUCUCGUUUAAAUGCCUCUGCUCACUUGACGUUUCGUUCUGAGUGAAUGGGAAUCGGUCCUGUUGGACUUGAUCUGGCCCGUCGUCUGUGAAUUAUGCUCCUCCUUCCUCCUCUGCUGUCAUGGUUUGUGGGUAAUUUAAUUCUUUUCAGGACGAGCCGGCAGUAUGUUCACUUGUCACAUUUUCUGUAACACACGCCAAAGGCUGUCUGUCGCCAUCUCCCCGCCCUGGCUCAUUAUGCACAGCCAGGCAUAACUGACUAACAUCAAACCUUUUAAGAAAUAGACAUUUUUAUUGAUUUCAGAGAGGAAGAGAGAGUGAGAGACAUCAGUUAUGGGAGAGACUCAUGGAUGGGCCUCCUGCACGCCCCCUACUGGGGAUCGAGCCCACAACCCGGCCUGUGCCCCGACCGGGAAUGAACUGUGACCUCCUGGUUCCUAGGUCAGCGCUCAACCCCUGAGCCCCGCCAGCCGGGCUCACAUCAGACCUUUUCCUUGUGUGACGAUUCCAUGCUGCUCUCCGUGGGUGUCACCCAGAGCCGGUUGAAAUUGCCAGCGUUUGUCCCUCAUGUUCAAUGUCAGACCGUUAGUGACAGUGAGGAAACUGGACAACGAUUCUGCUCUCUGCCCCCAGCUUUCCCACUUCCCCCACAGGCUGUCCGUUUUCAUCACUCGACUCCAGGGGGCGGGCAACAAAGUGGGAGCUAACUCAUCCCGAGGAAGCCCAGGAUUCGCCCGUUAGUAAACGAGAGACAGCACUUGCUGGAGCCUCCGCUGCCCGCUGCUCCCUGCCCCGGGGCCACCUUGGUAAUUCUAACGAACACCUCCUAUCGGUAUGGGGCCAGGAGUGCGUCAUGUCUCCAUGGAAACUUAUGUAGAAUGUCAUUCUAAAAAAGCAAAUGAAUGGUCCCAACAAAACUCUCCAGAAACAGUGUGAUGGUGUCCCUUCAGCACUAACGGGAAUUUUACUUCUUUACGAAGCUGUUGGUCCCAGCGUCGUGUCACCAGAGCAGUUGUUUUGCUUUGUUUUUAAGCUAUUUGGUGGAACUGUUGUGUGUACAGUGUUGAAGGCAAGACUUUAUUCUCUUGAUAGCAAAUACCAAGAGGAAAAGUGGCCAGCGGUCUGGGUGAUGUUCUAAAUAUGAUUAUUUUUCUAAAGAUCCGUGUCAUGACGGCCAGGUUUUCCAGGUUUCGUUCUAUGUGUUCAUGGAGUCCUAAAACAUAAAACCGAGGAUUUCUUCCGUCAUCUAGAAUCUGAGUUCAUCCUCGAAGGUGGAGAGCGUCCUUGUGGUGACGUGAUCAUGGUCCGCUCGGAAGCCCUAAGGUGUUCUGACGGGGUCACGGGGAGCCCCGGACUUUCCGUUCAUCGUGGACGUGACUUUGCAAAGACUCGCCUCACCGGACGCGCCGCUUCCUCCUUUCCGCACGGGGUUUUGUAACAGCCUUCGGCUCUCCGUUUCUCCCUGCAGUAGUUUGGUGAGGCAUAGCACGUCUGCAGCACAGGCGGCGCUUAGGGACGCAGGUCCGUGUGGUUUGGAAAACAAACGCAAAGUAACUUCAGCCGCUGCUCUGCAGUCUGCAUUCGUGACUGAAAUGUCGAAGCCAGGUUGGCUGGCACGCCACCUGGUCUCCAGCAAGGUGACUGGGGCAUCGCCAUUCCAGACCGGGACACAGGGCCGUCCCAGGGGCGGUCUGGCAGCCGGCACCGAGCUGAGCUUUGGCUUCGGAUUGUAAGGAACCCUUAGGACCUGCCACUCACUUCCUAGUGGGAACCCCGACCAGGGCGAGUGCUGAGGUCGGCCUGGAAGUGAGGAGCCUCAGGCUCAGCAGACACCGGUGGACAAGCCCCGGCCCCCCGGAUGCACUAGGACACGUGCAUCUUCCUCUCAGUAUUGAACUUUUUACUAAUGAAAAUAAAUCUAUAUUUUUAAACCGUGA
Messenger RNA from Myotis myotis, 5793 nucleotides. RefSeq names its product ATPase H+ transporting V0 subunit a2 (gene ATP6V0A2). NCBI's taxonomy places the organism in Eukaryota, Metazoa, Chordata, Mammalia, Chiroptera, Vespertilionidae. The record is from RefSeq and is a predicted model, not a curated record. Gene Ontology annotation, molecular function: proton-transporting ATPase activity, rotational mechanism; ATPase binding. Gene Ontology annotation, cellular component: vacuolar proton-transporting V-type ATPase, V0 domain; plasma membrane; vacuolar proton-transporting V-type ATPase complex. Gene Ontology annotation, biological process: vacuolar acidification; proton transmembrane transport. The coding region runs from base 218 to 2851 and encodes 877 amino acids. The transcript is spliced from 21 exons.